CUUUGUAACUGGCGAACUUUUUGUUUUCGUAGCUUAUCCAUCUUCUUUUAAACUUCUUGUUUUUCUGAGAAAGAGCUGUUAAAUGUUAAUGGCGAUGCUGAGGAACAAUUCAAAAAGAGCAGUGAGCAGCAAACAACAAGGUCUUAUGGCUGACAACACUACUUCAUUUCCAAUAUCUCCCACCAAAAAUCAUACAAGCCCACCCAUUUCUCCAAGAAUUUUCAAUGGAUUUUUCACCAGAAGCUUAUCUGAUGUAGUUGAAGCUGGAAUUGAUAGCCCAAAAUCCAUUCUUGACGGCAAACAAAUGUUCACUUUUGGCAACCCUUUUGGCUAUGAUAGAAACAACGGAAAUCCAUUCACUUAUAUGGACAGAAAGCAGCCAACUUUAUUAGUAGAUGAUAAGUUGAAAUCAGAAGGUAUUAAACUUGCUCUUCUUUUGAGUGAGGAAAUGGUUCUGUUUGGAACAACGCUUAAAGUUCAAAGUCCUGCUUCCCCUACUGAUUUUAGUAUCAAGACUCGGGAUUGUUAG
This is a messenger RNA of Nicotiana tabacum (common tobacco), 529 nucleotides long. RefSeq lists its product as uncharacterized. NCBI's taxonomy places the organism in Eukaryota, Viridiplantae, Streptophyta, Magnoliopsida, Solanales, Solanaceae. The record is from RefSeq and is a predicted model, not a curated record.